This is a messenger RNA of Biomphalaria glabrata, 1056 nucleotides long. RefSeq lists its product as uncharacterized. Gene Ontology annotation, cellular component: membrane. Lineage: Eukaryota; Metazoa; Mollusca; Gastropoda; Planorbidae. The coding region runs from base 1 to 1056 and encodes 351 amino acids. The transcript has a single exon. The record is from RefSeq and is a predicted model, not a curated record.
AUGUUAAAUACUACCUACGCCUAUGAUGCUAUAGUGACAGUCAUCACCACAAAGAAACCUAAAUGGCAGUACUAUGUCUGUUGGUACAGGGCUGAAUCACAAGAACAGAUCACAAUACUGUACGCCAUGCAAUGCUUCGUCAACCCGGCGUUGUCCAUCCUGGGUUUCUCAGCCAACAUGCUAAGCCUGGUCAUUCUCGUCCGCAGCGGACUACGCCGGUCGUCCGACAUCCUCUUAUUCAGUUUGGUGAUAGCGGACAGUAUGUGUCUCUUUAAGACUAUGGACUAUGCCAUUAUCAUCGACUUUUUCGGGCCGGACAAGUUCAUUGCGUCUUGGUGCGGGUACCAGUAUGAUGUCGCCAUUAACUAUUUUCUGGCAUACUCCCAAGAGAUCUUCAUGUUUAUUGGCUUCUGGGGCAGUUCGGUCAACAGCCUCAUCCCCGUAAUUAUAACAAUCGAGAGACUCCUGGCCGUCUUUCUGCCCAUGACUUUUAGAACUAUCGUAACCACAAAAAGAACUAUCAUCCUCAGUGUAACGGCGUUCGUUUUCUGGCUGCCAUGGUCGAGUUUUAUAGUCGCAUGCCUUGAAAUACUGAAUUAUAACAUGUCUGAGGAUAAAAUCUGGACAAGCUUGGACCUGGGAGAGCUGUAUAUUAACAACGCCAGGUUUUUUACCAUUUUUUCGUUGUACUUCAUUGAUACUUUGGUCUCGUGGUUUCCUUUGACAGUCAUCAUCCUCGGGUGCUGUAGCGUGUGGAUCAAGGUGAAGAUAACUCUAAGGCAGAGACAGAACAUGACUUCCGCGCAGAAGAUCAGCUGGUCGCCCAGGACGACGCAGACUCUAUUGCUGACGUGUCUCAUCUUUGCGUUGACUCACUCUGCGACGUCGGUUAUCGUGUAUCUGUGGCCAGCGGAGACUCAAGUGCAGGUGUUCAUCAGGAAUAUGUUCAUGGACCUCCUGUAUUUGAUAAACGCCUCGAGCAAUUUUUUCGUGUAUAUUUCAACCAAUCCAAAACUGCACACUAUUUUUAUUAAUAUCGUGCAAUGCCAGAAAUAG